Ilyonectria robusta is the source of this 2508-nucleotide messenger RNA. RefSeq lists its product as uncharacterized. The transcript has 11 exons. The record is from RefSeq and is a predicted model, not a curated record. Lineage: Eukaryota; Fungi; Ascomycota; Sordariomycetes; Hypocreales; Nectriaceae. Bases 16 to 2508 code for a protein of 830 amino acids.
CUUACAUCAGUCUCAAUGCACCAACAUAUCCCUCACCUCAUUCUUUCGCUCUCUCCCCUCAAUCGCGCUACCUUGAGUUCUGUUGGCGCCAAUGUCGCUUUUUAUAAUACAAUUGAGCUAGACUUCUACGUGUUAUCAUCCGCCAUGGUCACUUUUGGCAGGUCUCCGUCUCCCGUCAGCCUCUGCUCGCCUGGCCCGGCCUUCUCGGUCAGGUGUUCAACGGAAGGGACGCGGGGAGGGUUUGAUAGUCAAGUGGACUCUUCACUAUCGGAUUCUCGGCUGGAUCAUGUCAAGUCCCCCAGGGAAUCUCCAUCUCUCGCAACUUUCCAAAGAUCACUCCAACAUGCGGAUACAAAGAAUGGCCUUGAUGAGAAAACGCAUCAACAAAUUCGGUUAUCUACCGAUUCUCUCCCACAACGCGGUCCUAGCCGAGAAGUCAAUACCACUGGCCAAACACCAAAAUCUGUUAACAAAAUCAGGACGGAAGAUCCAACUCCGAAUUCAAUGCCGAGUUUAGAGUCGCGGGGCCAGAAAAUCGCAUCGAGACGGAGAAAAAAGCACUCAGAGGACGCUCCACAGGAACCAUCAGCAGAACUACAUUCCACCCAAGACGGAGCAAUCUCAGCCAGUCGGGACGAUCUCCGGGCUAAUUUUCUAUCCAGACAAUCGUCACACAGGCAGCCUGCAUGGGGGUCCAUCAGAGAAGAACCAGAAUCUCGCCUCGCUUCGCAUGUUGAAAAAGUCAAUCUGAAGACGGAGAAUCUGGAAAGUCGGACAAGAUUUAUUGCCGAUUCCUCUUUCUCCUUAUCGGGUAACAGAAAAGUGGAUUAUCAGGCGAGUAAACCGAUUGUCGCUCGUUCCCGGCCGAUACAGACCCCACCAACGUCUGCUUCAUUUAAAAAGGCUACGAAAGAAGACGUGGAGAAACACCAAAUCCCCAAGCCUAUUUUACUACUCGGCGGCGUGUUUGGGGGCAACUCUCUAGGCAAGUGGAUCUACGACUGGGCUGUUUUCCACCACGGGUUGGGAAACCCCAUUUCGGAAAUGGCACACGAUCUCUGGCAACUUUUGAUACAACUUAUCAGCAAGAAGGAUUUCUCGGAAGCCUGCUUCAUUGAGGGAGGGGAACGAUUGUUGGAUAAACUUAACUCCCUACUAAAGCGGUACGAGGGACUCAUGCCCAAGCCCAGUAAGAGGAAAGGUACUACGCAACUAGGCGAGAAAGAGUGUGUGGAAUUUCUUCGUAGCACGAAGCGCUUCAUGCGCUCUAUGCGAUUGUGGAAUUUACGGUUCGACGCAAACUGCCACGAGAUUCUCAUAGGGUCCACAAUUACGAAGGUUGAAGGUCCCGGAGCUACACGGCACCACAGUUCAGAAGCACAAGCUCCUGUGGAAUCUAAAGACAACGAUUCUCUCGUCUCGUCUCUAGAAUCGCAUCUUACGCAGGCUUGUUGGACUGAGGCUACCGAGAACGAGUACACUGAUGACAGUUCGUCAGAUUUCAUGUACAGUUCUUGUACUUCGGAUGACGAAACUUUGGAUAAUGAGCAUCCCCUCCGUCAAGAAGUUCCAAGCCUCGUCCAGAUUGCACUCGAAGAAUAUGGAAAGCAGCGAGGCAACUCAGAACAACGAAGCUCAACUGGUUCCAACGACUCAAAAGAAUUGAGCGGCUCGAGCAAGUCUUUUUCUAAAUCGCAGAAGAGGAACAGGACAAGACAACAAGGUGGAGGGAUGAGCUCAGGAGAGGAAGAUAGCAGGAACACCAAGUACGGAAAGAAGUCCAGAUUGAGCGAUGUGGACGACAAAUCGCUGCUGCUCGCCUGCCCUUACUACAAGAAGGACAAGUUCAAACACAAGCUUUGUCUUCGAGACUUCAAGUUGAAAAGGAUCAAGGAUGUCAAGCAACAUUUGUGUCGUAAACAUAUUCAGCCACAUUUCUGUCCCUUGUGUGGUCAGGAGUUCGAAACUAAGGGAGAUGAGCGGGAUCACAUCAGGACGCAGUCGUGCUCCAGACAAGAAUACCAAGAGCCAGAGGGUAUCACUGACGACCACAAAGACAAGUUUUCCUCGCGUUGGUUUACUGUGUGGGACAUUGUGUUCCCCGACACUCCUCGCCCUUCAUCAGCAUACGUACAAGACCCAGAAAUCGAGACCCUAUUGGAAAUGGUCGCCAAUCAUGAGAGGGAUAUUGCGGCGCUCUUUACAACCGUUGGAAGCCCCAGCGACGCAAGCCUGCUGGAUGAGACCCCGCCAUCGCUGAUCACGGACGACGUUCUCACCCACGCGGCAGAGUCAAAUAGCUGUGAGCGAGGUCUCGAACAGACUCCGCAGGGGCUGGCGCAAUAUCACGGCCUCGAAUUCCCGGUACCGAACACUACCCUGCUGCAAAAGGAUCCACCCACCGAUGAGGUUGGUUUCCCAGACGAGUCUACCUCAGACUUCACUUGGGGCGUACCACCCAGCGAGGACUUGACAACAGCUGACUGGACUACAAUCCAAGAUCAAUAA